Messenger RNA from Felis catus (domestic cat), 4378 nucleotides. RefSeq names its product NKG2-A/NKG2-B type II integral membrane protein-like. The transcript is spliced from 6 exons. NCBI's taxonomy places the organism in Eukaryota, Metazoa, Chordata, Mammalia, Carnivora, Felidae. Gene Ontology annotation, biological process: positive regulation of natural killer cell mediated cytotoxicity; stimulatory C-type lectin receptor signaling pathway. The coding region runs from base 519 to 1220 and encodes 233 amino acids. The record is from RefSeq and is a predicted model, not a curated record.
AUAAAAGUCAUUUGCAACAGGAAAUUCCUACAUGUGCUAAAAAUAAUAUUCUCCUAUCUUAGAGAUAGGCUUAAUUUUUAACCAAUAAUGGCUUUAACAUUGUCAAAAAAUGGUGCAACACUUUUGUUUCUAAUACAGCAUUUUAAUUUUAACCUGGUUAUUCUCAUAGUGUUGAAAUAUGUCUGUGGAAACUGUCCUCACGUUCAUGAGGACAUUAUUACUCAUGAAUUCCUUUCUUUUCCACUAAUUUAGUGCUUUACAUGUUUUCCAAUCAGUAUUAUUGUGCUAUUAUUGUAAAUAAAAAAACAUUUAUUCUAUCAUGAAACACUUAUUUCAAGCUCUGUGGAAGUUAGUACCAGAUUUUACAUUAUUCAACUGCAAAUGAGGAGUAUCCCUCACCCUGCACCCCACCCGGUGUCACUGUACUAGCAAUGUCGUCAACACAUGACACACACUCUUGAUCAAGACCUUCAGGGCAGUUUCAUCCACAUUGUAGCUGACACUACUCAGCUGCAGACAUGAGCAACCAAGGCGUGACUUAUGCGGAACUCCAUCAUGCUAAGGGCUCAAAAAGACAGCAAGUGCAACCUAAGGGCACGAAAAGUUCCAUUCCAGUAACUGAGGAGGAGAUAACCUAUGCAGAAUUGAAUCUUCAAAAUGCUUCUCGGGACCUUCAAGGGAAUGGCAAGAACUCUCCCUGCAAAGGUCCAGAGAAGCUCAUUGCCAGUAUCUUGGGAAUCCUCUGCCUCAUCUUGAUGUCCACUGUGGUAACAAUAGCUGUUAUCCCCUCUACUGAAGGACCAGAGCAGAACAAAACAUCCCUGGAAACAAGGAUCCACAAAGCGUGUCUCUGUUGUCAUUGUCUGAAAGAGUGGGUUACAUAUUCCAACAAUUGCUAUUACAUUAGCACUGAGGGAAAAUCAUGGAAUGAGAGUUUGACGUCUUGUGCUUCUAAGAAUUCUACCCUGCUCUACUAUGAUGAUGAAGAGGACGAGUUUUUGUCGAAAUUACUCUCUUAUACUAUAUGGAUUAGAGGCUCCCAGAAAAGCCAUCAUAGUUCAUCUGUGCAGCCAAAAGCCUUAACAUUUUCUUCCAAAGUGUUGUCAGUAUCUUCAGAGAGUGACAAGAAAUGUCCAUAUUUCCCUUUUUAUUUUAAAAAAAUUGGUUUUGCACCUUGCUUUGGAAUAAGACUGUAUGUUUGUAAGCACCAGGCAUUUUAGUUGCUUCAGUUUGGCAUAAUGCUAUUUCAUCAUUUAUAAAGAAUACAUCUCUCAUUACUUCAAAAACCAUCCAAUCCUUUUCUCUGCAUAUUUUUAAGAGAUGGUUUUUAGUAUAAUUUUAGGUUCACAACAAGAUUAAGAGGAAGGUACAGAGAUUUCCUAUAUUGUCCCUGUCUGCACAUAUCCAUGGACUCUCCCAUUAUCACCAUCACUCACUAGAAUGUUUCAUUUCUUACCAAAGAUGAGUCUGCAUUGGGACGCCUUGGUGGCACAGUCAGUUAAGCGUCCGACUUCGUCUCAGGUCAUGAUCUCACAGUUUGUAGGUUUGAGCCCCGCAUCAGGUUCUGUGCUGACAGCUCGGAACCUGGAGCCUGCUACAGAUUCUGUGUCUCCCUCUCUCUCUGCCCCCUCCUCCAAUCAGGCUCUGUCUCUCUCUCUCUCUGUCUCCAAAAUAAAUAAAAAUAAAAAAAAUGUUAAAGGAUGAAUCCACAUCAAUGCAUAUAUAUCACCCAAAGUCCAAAGUGUACUUGAGACUUCACCAUUGGUGUCACAGAACUGUUUCUCCAAUUUAAUUAUAUUAAUGUAAAAAAAAUAUACUCAGGUAUAUAUUACUCAUUUCUUAAGCUUUUGCUGUUUAGUAAAACAAAUUAUAUAUAAGUUAGAUAUCACAAUAUUAUUGUAAAAUUCUGAAUGAAGUGAGUAAUUCCACUUACAUUUCCUACUUAAUUGAUUUCUCCUAGCCCUUAAAAGUCCUCAAAUGAGGAUUGAGCAACCCAGGGUGACAAAGGCAUGAGUCAGAAUUAAGGCAGGAGACAGAAACAAGGGGAAGUUGAGGUAAACAAUUACUAUCUGCUUGGAAGGGAAAGUCUACGAAGAGGAAAGCCUACUAAAAUAAAGAAAAUUACAAAGAAUAUCAUAGAAUUAAAGGACGGAUCACUGAAGCCAGGUCUACUCUCUGAAGAUGGGAUUCAGAUGCCAUUGAAGACGAUGUGGCUACAAACAGCUUCACGGCUGACACGCUCACUGAAAUGGCCUAGGACAGAGCAGCUCCACACUCCACGGCCUGAACCUGGUGAGGAAGGAUCUCAGGCUGUGACUGGCAAACAGGAACAACUCCCUGUUAGAGCAUCAAGAGAAAAGACCAGAAGACAGGAAACUGACAGAUUGGCUCUAAGAACUCGCUGGAGGACGAAUACACAGGACUUCUUGCAAGCAUGCACCUCGCAACAAAGCCAUAGUGGCCAAAGGAGAGAAAAUAUCAUGAAACCAGGAAGAAGAGCCCUUUCUGCUGCACUGUCUCUCCAUUGUCUCUUACCGACAAAAGUCAAUUUUAUGCGAGAUGACCAGAGAGAAAAUGGAUAGGAUCUUACACCGUUAUCUGAGAACAGGGCACUGAGGGUGGAUUUGGAGCUGAGAGUACUAAAUGAACGGCUCCUUGGGAUUAUCAUAGAACAACCACAGAGUUGGUGUAUAAGAGCCAUUCAGAUCGGCCCCACUUCCUCCAAGAAUGGAACCAAAGUGUACUCUCCCAAUCUGUCUUGGUGCCACAUGAUCAAAGGUUACACUCAUUUCAAGGUAGAAAUUCGUUUUUAAUUGGAUAAUAACCAGUGUCUUAUAUGUUGUUUUCUUCACCUGGGUUCAGAUAUUUUGGAAGAUAUUUAGUUUUUUUAAUGUUUUUAUGCACACACUUCUCACAGUCUUUACAACAAUGCAAAAAAAUAAACAAAAUGCUAAAUAAUGGAGAAAACAAAAAAUUAAAAUCUACAGAUAUUUGCAUGGGUCCAACAGCUAGUUAUUGCCAGAAUUCAAGAUAAACUUGAGUAAGUUGAUAAUGACUCAGAGAUAUUUCCAGCCCAAAUCAAUUACAAGAAGGAGAGAGUUUAAACUCGAUUAUUACUUGCAAAAGAAAUUCAUAUUUCAUAUAUACUUUUGUUUGUAGAGAUAGACAUAUUCUUUAUUUUCUCUGUACAUAAUCCUUAUGCUCUUCUAGAAAAAUUAUAUGAACAUUCAACAUGAAUAAUUGUUAAUGGUAGCUGUAACUAAUUACUAAAGUCGUGUUUCAUACAACCCAAGAUUACAAUGACAUUGAAAAUUAAGCAUUUAUUUUUCUUUCACCUGUUUGUGAUUAGGCUAUGAUAGGGUUGAUUGAGGCUGGGCGUGCAUGCACUUGACUGCAGACUACAUACAGAUUCAGCUCAGAUCUCUUUAUAGGUUUCAUUCUUAGAGGACCAAGCUACAUGGCAUAUGAUCUUUUAUACCAGAGGUAACAGCUAGCAGAAAUGGGUUUCUUAUUGCCCGGUCUCUGAAUUCAUAUCACAUUCCCACUCACAUUAUAUUGUGAAAACAAGUGAUCACAUCCUUACAUUAUAUUGUGAAAACAAAUCACAUGGGUCAACUUCUCAUGGUUGUCUGUAGAGUACACUCUUUUCAAAGUGGUCAGAGGGAAGAAAUGUAGAUUCACUGAAAAUAACCUAAUCUAACAUUGUAGCCAUAGGGAUUUUUUAAAUUAUAUUUCAUGAGAUAGAUAAGCUUGUAAAAGAAAAUUACUGGGAAAUAGAUUUAAAAUUUAGUACUCUCUUCCCUUCCCAUCUGGAUUUUUUGCUUCUCUGCCCAAAAUCCUUGUAAAGCAGUUUUGUACAGUGCCAAACAUGGGGGUAUAGAUGCUUUCACCAUGGUCCUUGAUCAAAUAAGGUAUAAGCAGAAUGAAAUACAGUCUAAGGACAUUGGCAGUGAAACUGGUCACUUUAUGUAAUUUCUAAGUGCACACUCUUAGCCCUGGGGCUCAGUUACAGAACUGCUCUGGCUCAGGUUCCUCUGAAGGAAAAUAUGAUAAAAAGAGGAUCUUAUUCAUAGUUACUUGAAGAUUAUUUGAACAGUACUUCUUGGCCCAUAAGUAUUCACUCUCUCUCGGGUAUUUCGGCUUAAGAUCUUGAUGCUUUUGUGCCAUCACCUGUGUUGUGAUAAUCUGAAUUAUAACACUUUCAUAGGCUGUUCUGAGGAACAAAUAAUAAUAAAUAACAUAAUGCCUACAGAUCCUUAAAAUAAAGCCCAAGCACAUGAAGGUCGUGCUGUCUGUGAUCUCUUCAUAUUUUGCUUUUCCCAAUGUUCAAUAAAGGCCAUUUUCCAAUAAAACCAAAGCCAUAUAAUUAUCUUCUUCU